Messenger RNA from Iphiclides podalirius (scarce swallowtail), 1296 nucleotides. The record is from the annotation of a GenBank genome assembly. Lineage: Eukaryota; Metazoa; Arthropoda; Insecta; Lepidoptera; Papilionidae.
AUGGCGCUCAGAAUUGUUGUGAGUUUUGUCAAGUCGAAUGCGCUGCGGCAAGCGGCAAGGCUCCUUUCGACCCACACGAGGCCGGAAAUAUUCCAAAAUGGCGGCAGCGCGUCUGAUUUUCCCGGAGCCAGGGCUCCCUACGUGACGGAGAUGAAGUUUUUGAACGAGAACAGCUACGACCCCAUACCCAUCUACCGGGUCAUGGACAACAACGGUGAAAUUAUCGAUGGCACGCAAGAGCCAAACAUCGAUAAGGACACCUUACUCGGCAUGUACAAGACCAUGAUUCAACUCAGCCAGAUGGACAAGAUAUUGUACGAAUCGCAGAGGCAGGGCCGCGUGUCGUUCUACAUGACCAACUAUGGCGAGGAAGGCAUCCACGUGGGUAGCGCGGCGGCCCUUUCUCCGAGGGACUUGGUCUUCGCGCAAUACCGGGAGGUGGGCGUUCUACUGCACCGGGGGAUGACGGUCACCGAGCUGAUCAACCAGUGCUACGGGAACUGCGAGGACCCCGGCAAGGGGAGGCAGAUGCCGGUCCACUACGGCAGCAAGCAAAGGAACAUCGUCACCAUAUCCAGCCCACUAGCCACGCAGAUGCCGCAGGCGGUGGGCGCGGCGUACGCCCUAAAGCGUUUGCCGAAUAAUGACCGCUGCGUCAUCUGCUACUUCGGGGACGGCGCCGCUUCGGAAGGCGACGCCCACGCGGCCUUCAACUUCGCAGCGACCCUCGACUGUCCGGUCAUCAUGUUUUGCAGAAACAACGGGUACGCGAUAUCUACGCCCACCAGCGAACAGUACCGCGGCGAUGGUAUCGCUGCCCGUGGACCUUCCCUGGGCAUCAGCACCGUCCGCGUGGACGGUACCGACGCGCUGGCGGUCUACAACGCAGUCACCAGCGCCAGGCGACUGGCCAUCGCCAACAGACCGGUCCUAAUAGAGGCCAUGUCCUACAGAGUGGGUCACCAUUCGACUUCCGACGACAGCAGUGCGUACCGACCUCUCGAGGAGAUUCAGAAAUGGACGAAGGAAGAGAACCCUAUACAGAAAAUGCGACUCUAUCUCGAACGCAAAGGUUAUUGGGACGCCGAGGCGGACAAGCAAUGCGUUAAAGAAUCGCGGGAAACGGUCGUCAGGACAAUGCAGGAGGCGGAGAAAAAGAAACGGCCGCACUGGAAAGAGAUGAUGGAGGAUGUCUAUUACGAUAUGCCCCAGAGACUACAGAAACAAGUGCGUCAAAUGGAAAAACAUCUAGAAAAAUAUCAGCAGCACUACCCACUCAACCAGUACCAAAACGAU